Leishmania major strain Friedlin is the source of this 1089-nucleotide messenger RNA. RefSeq lists its product as hypothetical. Lineage: Eukaryota; Euglenozoa; Kinetoplastea; Trypanosomatida; Trypanosomatidae. Bases 1 to 1089 code for a protein of 362 amino acids. The transcript has a single exon. The record is from RefSeq and is a predicted model, not a curated record.
AUGCCGCCGUCGCGCCACGCGCGACACGCCGCUGCGGUGCAAGAGCCUCGCAGGCCCGCGAAGCAGCAGCAGCAGCAGCAGCAGCACUCGCCCUCCCCGGAUCACGCCGUGGGGGAUGGUAGUUCUGUAAGCGCAUGGACUUCAACCGGCGUAACUGCCUGUGCUGCGCCGCGACUGCGCAAGGGGAAGGGCCCACUGAGGUCCGUGGCAAGCCCCUCUAUCGGGGCAUCGAAUCCGCGACAAGAUGCGAGUGCGGCGACGACGUGGCGGGCGCAGCUACUUCAUCUCGCUACGCAGGAGGCGUACACUGCCGCGGCGCUGUUGCGCCUGCUGCGCUCGCCAGCGCCCGCCGACGCCAGGGAUGGUGUACAGCCGAACCAGCUGCUCUUGGACACCGCUGCGCCGCCACCUGUGCCUUCUGGUGCAGGGGCUGCAGGUGGGGCCAGGGUGCAGACGGCACACACGGCCAGGCGGAGCGCACACGAUGCGUCGCCGCCGACCGCCGCCGCUGCCACCACCGAGGCUGCUUCCCCGUCUACCCACACUGUCGAAUGGACGUCGUACGGAGAGCUCUGGGAAGGCCUGCUGGCCCGUCUCCCACUAGUGAAUGGAGCCAACGACGCCGCGAAGCCCACGCCGGCCACGGGCGGCAACAGCGACGACCAGGGUAGCACCGGUGGUGGCAAGCGGUUCGGCGGAAAGCCGGCGGGUCACCGGAGCGACAAGAAGGCAGCGGUGGCCGCUGCUCUCGCUGACGGGGGUGCGAAAGCGGGCGCCAUGAGCUCGCCCACCACCGAUGUCUCCCCGAUGCUCUGCACACUCAGCAACGAUUGGCGAUCUUUCUUUCUGCACCGGCGCCUGAGCGGCUCUGCGAUGGCUGGAGGUCGCACACGUACUGCUGUGCCUGCGCAGGGGCACCAGGCAGCAGCGCGGCCGCAGCGGCGUCGGCUGGACAACCUUAGAUGCUCACCCUACAUGACGCACGCGGAGCAACGAGCGAUACGCCGGUACACCGCCGCGGCGAUCGCCGCUGUGCCGAGUGGUGCGCAACGCGGUCUCAGCACCGUCUGCGUGCUGGACUUCCUGUGA